Danaus plexippus (monarch butterfly) is the source of this 1147-nucleotide messenger RNA. RefSeq names its product trypsin 3A1-like. Lineage: Eukaryota; Metazoa; Arthropoda; Insecta; Lepidoptera; Nymphalidae. Gene Ontology annotation, molecular function: serine-type endopeptidase activity. The record is from RefSeq and is a predicted model, not a curated record. The coding region runs from base 1 to 783 and encodes 260 amino acids. The transcript has 5 exons. Gene Ontology annotation, biological process: proteolysis.
AUGUACUGUGGGUACUCAUCCGACAUUAUACAACCGGGGAAUGUUCCGUUAUGGAGUGACACAGAGGAGACUGAGUAUGAUGUGGAUGAGAGGAUUGUGGGGGGUCAGGAAACAACUAUAGAGGAAUAUCCGCACCAAGUGAACUUUUUAUUCCAACGAGAUAAUGGUACUUACUUUUGCGGAGGAUUCAUCAUUAGUGAAUAUUACAUUCUGACAGCAGCCCACUGUGCACAAGGUAUUGAUCCUACCACAGUGAUUCUGAGAGCUGGUAGCACAUAUCGGGGCAAUGGCACUAUUAUACCGAUAGACGAGAUAGUCGCACACCCAGAAUAUAACGAUUCACCCUUUGAUAAGGAUGUUGGCUAUAUACGAACUUCUAAUCCAAUACAGUUUACUGACGCCAUGAAGCCCAUUCCCCUCGUAAAUGAAUCUGAACCGUGCAGUAAUAGAGUGAACGUCAGCGGAUGGGGCAGACUGAUGGAAGGACAAAAUCCCUUGCCUCUAAGACUGAGAGCGGUGAAUGUGCCUGUUGUUGAUUAUUUUAGAUGUAAGAUGGCGUAUCCCAGAAUAUUAACUCGCAACAUGGUAUGUGUUGGGAAUUUCGUCUUAGGAGGUCAGGGUACUUGUCAGGGGGAUUCAGGAGGCGCUGGGGUUGAUAAUGGGAGGGCUUGUGGUAUAGUGUCAUUUGCAAGAGGUUGUGCACGCCCUAUGUCUCCGAAUGUCUUCACAAAUAUAGCAGCUGGACCAGUUAGAAGAUUUAUCACAGAUAAUACAGGUGUAUAAUGACAGUAUUGUAAAUUGCAGAUUCAAGUUUUUUUAAAUGAUUUAAGAUUCUUUAAUUAACAGAGAGUACACAUAUAUUUUUACUUCGAGUCCAAUGAAGUCAUUACAUCAUUUAAUUUGUUUGUCAUUGAAAUGGAAAUUUAUUUUAAUGAAGCAAGAUAUUUCUUGGAACAGAUAUCAUUUAAUUUUUUUUUGCAAUUCAUGGACCAUUUUGUUUUUAGGAUGCUAACACAAAAUAAAGCUUCUUUCUUUUUUAAUUAGUACUUGUUGCAAAAUUUUAUUAUUUCUUAUGAAAAUAGGCUACAAUCAUUGUCAGAUUUGAGGUAUAGCUAUUUUAAAAUAAUAAAAAUUUGAAAAGUUUCAA